AUGGUUGUUUCGCGUGAUGAGUCCGGACAAGAGCCAGACCAAGAAGGCAUCGUGGGUCAUCUGCAAGACCCAAAUCAAGAAGCAGAAGGAAAUGAAGAAGACGAAGCAGAUACACUCUCUCUCUGUGACCUGCCACUCUACAGCGAUUCAGCUGAGUGGGACAAGGACAGCUUCUCCAAAGUCGUAGCAGAACCAGAACAAGCCCGAGGCGCACCGACUGAUCCUCAUCAAGAUCAAGAAGAUUUGUUUGAGUUCUCCUCCAGUGAGGACUUGAGCAGUUCCUCCAGGCAUCAUUCGGAGCACAUAAUCUUCUGUGGCAAGCUCAUCCCUUAUGGAGAGCUCCCGCCCGUCGGGAAAAACUCAGAUGAUCUUAUCAGAAAGCGUUCCGCAAAGUCGAAGAAAAGGUGGUUCUUUCGCUGGAAGCUGCGCCUAUUUAGGAAGUCCAGAACUUCGCAUUCGUACCACAAGUUGAGAGCGGACAAGAAGAAGCGGUCGAAGCCGCGGGAAGUGACCGACUCCAAGAACCUGCCGCUGGAGAAGUUCGGGAGCAUAGAUGGGUCGGCGAGAAAGGUGGGAGCAAAGGGCAAGUGGUACUUCCUUGUGAUCGGGUCAGCCAGGUUCCCGAUGGAGAUGGAGUUGAGCGACAUGAGGAUGAGGCAGAGCCGCCGGCGGAACCCGGCCUCGAUGUUCCAGUCGACGGAUAACGCCGAGAAGAAGUACCCCAGGAAUUGGGGGCUGUUGCGGCUUUUGAGGACCUUGAGUUGCCGUAGUAGCAACAAAGGUGAUCACCCAACAAGUUCUGUGGUAAAGGCUUCAUCGAAUGAAUUGCAUUCCAACUCAAAGGGCUAG
Syzygium oleosum is the source of this 849-nucleotide messenger RNA. RefSeq lists its product as uncharacterized. The record is from RefSeq and is a predicted model, not a curated record. NCBI's taxonomy places the organism in Eukaryota, Viridiplantae, Streptophyta, Magnoliopsida, Myrtales, Myrtaceae. The transcript has a single exon. Bases 1 to 849 code for a protein of 282 amino acids.